Chanos chanos (milkfish) is the source of this 1627-nucleotide messenger RNA. RefSeq names its product BUB3 mitotic checkpoint protein (gene bub3). NCBI's taxonomy places the organism in Eukaryota, Metazoa, Chordata, Actinopteri, Gonorynchiformes, Chanidae. Gene Ontology annotation, molecular function: protein binding. Bases 64 to 1047 code for a protein of 327 amino acids. The record is from RefSeq and is a predicted model, not a curated record. The transcript is spliced from 8 exons.
CAGGAGUACACGGGUCGCUAGUGAGAACAACUGUUGUGUAAAGUACUUACUUUCAAACGGCUAAUGAUGACAGGACCAAACGAAUUUAAGCUGAACCAGGGGCCUGAUGAUAGCAUCUCUGCUGUGAAGUUCAGUCCCAGCUCCUCCCAGUUCUUACUGGUGUCCUCCUGGGAUUGCACUGUCCGUCUCUAUGAUGUCAGCGGGAAUUCCAUGAGAAUGAAGUACCAGCACUUGGCACCUGUGCUUGACUGUGCUUUCUAUGAUCCUACUCAUGCCUGGAGUGGAGGGUUGGAUAAUCAGUUGAAAACACAUGAUCUAAACACAGACCAAGAUACAAUUGUAGGCACACACGAUGCACCCAUAAGAUGUGUAGAAUACUGUCCAGAAGUCAAUGUCAUGGUAACAGGCAGCUGGGACAUGUCAGUCAGACUUUGGGACCCGAGAACGCCAUGCAAUGCAGGCACCUUUACCCAGCCUGAAAAGGUUUACACACUGUCUGUGGCUGGUGACAGGCUAAUUGUAGGAACGGCUGGCAGGAGGGUGUUGGUUUGGGACUUAAGGAACAUGGGCUAUGUUCAGCAGAGGAGAGAAUCCAGUCUUAAAUACCAAACACGCUGCAUCCGUGCCUUCCCCAACAAGCAGGGCUACGUCCUGAGUUCCAUUGAAGGCCGUGUGGCUGUGGAGUACCUGGACCCCAGUUUAGAGGUGCAGAAGAAGAAGUAUGCCUUUAAAUGCCACCGGCUGAAAGAGAACGGCAUCGAACAAGUUUAUCCGGUCAAUGCCAUCUCUUUCCACAGUGUUCACAACACGUUUGCCACAGGCGGCUCUGAUGGCUUCGUCAACAUCUGGGACCCUUUCAAUAAGAAGCGGCUAUGUCAGUUCCACCGUUACCCGACCAGCAUUGCGUCCCUGGCCUUCAGUAAUGACGGCUCCCUCCUGGCCAUCGCCUCCUCAUACAUGCAGGAGCAGGGCGACAUCUCCCAUCCUGCAGACGCCAUCUUCAUUAGACAGGUCACCGAUGCUGAGACCAAGCCCAAGUCGACGUAAAUCCACAAGGACGGUUUCUUCAGGGUCUGUUUCCGUGUCGUCCUGAGGCUUUCAGAGUGUUCGCAAGAUCCACUGGCAUCCAGUCGAGCUGAAAUGCUUCCCCUCCACUGUUUGUGGCUCAUUUAGGUUUUAAUUUUGAUUGUUCAGUUUGAUUUUGUAUACUUGUUAUCCUGACCCCUUCUGUAAAUAUACCAUUUUCCUGUUUUUACUGUUUUCUUUAAGAUUUGGUUUUUGUUUUUGCUCAUUUUUUUUGUCUUGCGUAAAUUGUCUGUGUUCCUUGCUUUGCAUAUACUGUAUUAUAUGCUAUGAUAUACUUUAUUUUGCUUUUGCCAGUUUGAAAGGGGCAAGAAGAGGAUGGUCAUCUGAGAAGGUUACUUUUGUUCCGGGCAUUCACACUUUGAACUGACACAAUCUUAACUCUGUUGGCUUGAUUGACCAUUGUUAAACAUUACGGCUCUAUGAACAUACGUUGUGAUGUCAUAAAAACAAGUUAAAAAUGUCCAUCUGUCAAGUGAGUCUCUACUCAAGCUCCGCUGUCAUUCCAAAUGAAAUAUAGAAAAUAAAAAAACAAAAACGUUGA